CAAUUUUGCAUUUGAGCUUAAAUCCAAUUAAAAUCAAUUCAGAUUAAUUGCAUUUGGAAGCUGGCACAAUCGAGUGAGUAUUCCUCAACACGCAUUGGGCACAACAGUAAAAAUAAAUAAUAUAUAGCAAGCAUGAUCAGACGACGAAGUACAAUCAACAGCAUGAGCUGUACAACCAGUUCCCUCUUGGGCCUAUCAGGCAUUGGGCUGCUAUUCGCGUUGCUGCAGCUGCAGAUUGCACCCAGCCAGGCUCAUGUACAUCCGGUGCUCACAUACAAGAACGCCUCCACGCAGCUCGGCCAGUUGGUCACGUCGAGCACCUUGGUUUGGGAGAGCUACGACCCGAAGGAUGCCAAGCAGAUGCAGUCAGCCGUCGAAGGCGGCAAAUACAUAACAGAGGAUGAACAUUAUCCCAUCUAUGUUUGCCGCGUGACUAUCGAUGGUGUGCGCACCUCUGGUCAUACCGAGAAGGUGCAGCAGAAGCACGUGUGCGUUGCCGCGCUCUACAAGCACAGCAUCAACGAGCACUUUGAUGUGCUGAUGAAUAGGGGACAUCUGGGCAAGAUCGCUUGGAAGCACUGGACCAAAUUCAACGCGGGCAUACCCGUAGGCGCCAUACAAAUCGGCGACGAUUCCUACAUUGGACGCCAUCGCGCGGUGCAUCAUGCGAAUGCCGAGGGCGGAGAGACGCAUCGUGGUGCCGACUACAAUCUGGGCAGACUGGAGCCACUGGGUCUGGGCAAGAUCAAAGUGGCGGAGAGCGAGGGCGAAAAGUACUACGAUGAGGGCGAGGUGCUGGUCGAAACAGAGCCCUUCAGCUACGAGCUGCGCGACAUCAAGCUGGAUCGCCUGCGCACCACACUGCGCGAGAACAUGACCGAGCUGGCCAGCGGAAUUCUGGAGAACCGUGGCGAAACCUACGACACCAUGGAGAAGGUGAUGAGUUACAGCUUUGACUAUCUGCAGUACUGGGGCUCACAUGAGGGCGUUGCCAAGGGUCUGCCCACCAAGAUAUAUGAGAAGAAUGGAGCCGCGCCGGCCGAAAUCAAUUGGGCACUGAAGCGCGGCGAGAAACGCCACGAGAACAAGGCUGUCUACAGUAAACUCUGGCCGGGCACGGCUAUCAACGUGACGCUGCGCGGCAACUAUGUGACCCUGGAGGCGCCUUACACCGCCAAGCUGUCGGCUUUCUACUACGACAGCGAGAGCGUUUCGCGCAAGAUCAGCGCCGAGGUGCGCAAAAGCUACUUGAAAGAUGUCAAAAUGGAGUUCAGUCCCGUCUAUUGGAUUGAGAAUGGCACCGUCGUGCCAACGACCACCACCACAUCGACCACAUCGACAACGACACAUGCGACUACCACCAGCACCAAUGAGCCAACGCCCAUACACGAGCCGCCGCUGGUGCGUGUCGAGCAUGUGGGCGUUAAGCAUUCCGGUCCGGAUUCGCUGGAGAAAACGUUAAAUGAUUCAACCGCAACCAACGAGAUCAGCUCAAAUGAGGCGCCCGAGAAUAUGUCCUCCAAGGACGCAGCGCUCGCUGGCUUCGGUAUUGGCGGCGGCAACAAUAAGGCGCCAGCCACAAUAGCCGCAACAGGACUUGCUGGAGUCGUCGGCAGCAGCAUAACGCUAAUCUUGAUGCUGUCAAAUCUGUAGAUGGGUUGGCCAGGGCCAGGUCUGUGGCAGAAGGGUCUACCCAAUUAGCAUAGCGUUUAAUUGUUGUUGUUGUACCUGUUGUACCCGUCUUUGAGAGCGUGUCGCGAGCGUAGAGAGACAGACACACAAAAGUGGAAAGAUAGACAGACAUAAUAUUUAUAGAACGCCCAAAAAAAUAUUUAAAAAAAUCAAAAACCGGUUAGCUUUCUGUGUGGGUGUUCAUUGGAUGUUAGAGGCGAACAAAAGUUGAUAUUUUUUAUACUUGUCCCCCAAUGCCUGCUUCUUCUUCUAUCUCUACAUAUAUAUAUAUAUAUGUAUAUAUAUAUAUAUACCGUAGUAGCAAAAAGAAAUUGAAUUUUAAGAGACAAACAUAAAACAUUCCUAAACUAGCCCCUCACAAAAGGAAAUGAAUCAAAAGUACAUAUAUAUACACAAAUACAAUAUAUAUAUAUAUAUAUGUAUAUGUUUAUAUAGUCCGAUAAACAAUAUUGAGCAUAUUUUAAAGCUGCUUUGCAUAGUUUCUUAUCCUCAUUUUCCGGCUUUUUAUAUUAGUUUGUUAAGGCGCUAAAGCAUUCACAAUAAGCUGUAGGAAAAGUAAAUGAAUUAUUUGAUCGGUCGUUUGAUAGAGGGUUGAUAUAAUAUACGCUCUAUGAUAUGAUGUAUAUGUCUAAAAUGUAAAAUCUAUGUAAAACAUAAGUAUAUGUAUAUGUAUGUUUAAGUGAAACACUCCAAAUAUGUAAAUUAGUUACUAAUUAUUUUCUUUUAUGUGCCCGCGUCCCCCCCUCCUCUACCCAACCAAAACUUCGGCUAUAUUUUGCUCGUAUACACUUCUUAGUUUAACAUACUCAUAUGUCUUGUAUUUUGUUUUCGAAACUGUGUUGAAAUUCCAAAAAGCAAAGAAUCUCGUAAAGCUCUAAUUUCGUUUAAAGUAAAGCAAACAAAAAAUAAA
Molecule: messenger RNA, 2602 nt
Organism: Drosophila virilis
Lineage: Eukaryota; Metazoa; Arthropoda; Insecta; Diptera; Drosophilidae
Gene: uzip
Product: beta-pore-forming protein unzipped
Source: RefSeq, a predicted model, not a curated record